UAUGCUGUUAUUUCUAUUGUACGGAUUAACUUGUGUCCGUCUGUCUUUUGCUGUGACCUGUUAUAAAUGUGAUUCUGUUGAUCAACCAGCACAUUGUUAUCAAACCGCAAACUGUCAGGCAGAUGAAAUAUGUAUGGUUUCACAGAAUCCAAAGUUGAAUGGAGACCUGUUCUUCAACCUAGGUUGUUUUGCAAAGUCGACUUGUCAGUACUUCAAUAUUGCCCACGGUGUUGGACGUCGUAUCUUAGUGAGUUCACCUACCUCAAUAACAAAGUGCUGUGAUUCGGAUAAUUGUAACACUCCUCCUACCACUCAACAGUUUAGGGUGUGUCAAGAUCACGUGAUUGACUGUAAUGACCAAUCAUUUCUGUCGGCUGUUUGUGGAAGACAGGAAGCUCAAAUUAAAGUUGAUUGGUUAAUGGAGUGGUUUAGUGAUGAAGAUAAUUUUUGA
This is a messenger RNA of Mytilus trossulus (common blue mussel), 451 nucleotides long. RefSeq lists its product as uncharacterized. Bases 2 to 451 code for a protein of 149 amino acids. The record is from RefSeq and is a predicted model, not a curated record. NCBI's taxonomy places the organism in Eukaryota, Metazoa, Mollusca, Bivalvia, Mytilida, Mytilidae. The transcript is spliced from 6 exons.